Molecule: messenger RNA, 396 nt
Organism: Anthostomella pinea
Lineage: Eukaryota; Fungi; Ascomycota; Sordariomycetes; Xylariales; Xylariaceae
Source: the annotation of a GenBank genome assembly
AUGGUUGCCGCAAAGAAGCACGUCCCGAUCGUCAAGAAGCGAACCAAGACGUUCAACCGCCACCAGGCCGAUCGGUUCAAAUGCCUUUCCCGCAGCUGGAGAAAGCCCAAGGGUAUCGACAACCGAGUCCGAAGACGAUUCAGAGGCAGCACUGCCAUGCCCUCGAUCGGAUUUGGUUCCAACAAGAAGACCCGACACAUGAUGCCUUCCGGCCACAAGGCCUUCCUCGUCAACAACGCCAACGACGUUGAGCUGUUGAUGAUGCACAACAAGACUUACGCCGCAGAGAUCGCCCACAACGUCUCAUCGAGAAAGAGAAUCGACAUCAUUGCCCGCGCGAAGCAACUGGGCGUCAAGGUCACGAACCCUAAGGCGAAGGUCACCACCGAAAUCUAA